AGUCAAUUAAUGAUCGUUUUUCGUGAAGAUAAAACCUAUGAGGAAGAAAUCAAAACAUGGCAAUUUUGGCAUUCUAGGCAACAUUCGGUAAAACAACGAAUUCUGGAAAUUGAUGCUAAAAAUAGUUGUGGUAUGAUUGGACAAAUUGAAGAAAUUGCCCAUAAUGCUGUGCAAUUUUAUUGGAAUCCAACCGAGCAAUCAAGUGUUAAAGUUAGUUAUUAA
Molecule: messenger RNA, 222 nt
Organism: Loa loa (African eye worm)
Lineage: Eukaryota; Metazoa; Nematoda; Chromadorea; Rhabditida; Onchocercidae
Product: grainyhead transcription factor
Exons: 1
Biological process (GO): regulation of transcription by RNA polymerase II
Cellular component (GO): nucleus
Molecular function (GO): RNA polymerase II cis-regulatory region sequence-specific DNA binding; DNA-binding transcription activator activity, RNA polymerase II-specific
Source: RefSeq, a predicted model, not a curated record